CGUCCUAUCUCCUCUCAUCUCAACCCAUCCCGUCCUAUCUCCUCUCAUCUCAACCCAUCCCGUCCUAUCUCCUCUCAUCUUCACCCAUCCCAUCCCAUCUCCUCCCAUCUCCACCCAUCCCGUCCUAUCUCCUCUCAUCUCAACCCAUCCCGUCCUAUCUCCUCUCAUCUCCACCCAUCCCAUCCCAUCUCCUCGCAUCUCCAACCCUCCCAUCUCCUCCCACCUCCACCCAUCCCGUCCUAUCUCCUCUCAUCUCCACCCAUCCCGUCCUAUCUCCUCUCAUCUCCGCCCAUCCCAUCCCAUCUCCUCUCAUCUCCACCCAUCCCGUCCUAUCUCCUCCCAUCUCCUCCCAUCUCCACCCAUCCCGUCCUAUCUCCUCUCAUCUCAACCCAUCCCGUCCUAUCUCCUCUCAUCUCCAGCCAUCCCGUCCAAUCUCCUCUCAUCUCCACCCAUCCCAUCCCAUCUCCUCCCAUCUCCACCCAUCCCAUCACAUCCCCUCCCAUCUCCACUUAACCCGUCCUAUCUCCUCUCAUCUCCUCCCAUCCCAUCCUAUCUCCUCCCAUCUCCACCCACCCUGUCCUAUCUCCUCUCAUCCCCACCCAUCCCAUCCCAUCUCCUCUCAUCUCCACCCAUCCCGUCCUUUCUCCUCUCAUCUCCACCCAUCCCAUCCCAUGUCCUCCCAUCUCCACCCGUCCCAUCCCAUCUCCUCUCAUCUCCAACCAUCCCGUCCUUUCUCCCAUCUCCACCCAUCCCGUCCUAUCUCCUCCCAUCUCCACUCAUCCUGUCCUAUCUCCUCUCAUCUCCACCCAUCCCGUCCUAUCUCCUCUCUUCUCCGCCCAUCCCAUCCCAUCUCCUCUCAUCUCCACCCAUCCCAUCCCAUCUCCUCCCAUCUCCAACCCUCCCAUCUCCUCCCAUCUCCACCCAUCCCGUCCUAUCUCCUCUCAUCUCAACCCAUCCCGUCCUAUCUCCUCUCAUCUCCACCCAUCCCAUCCCAUCUCCUCGCAUCUCCUACCCUCCCAUCUCCUCCCACCUCCACCCAUCCCGUCCUAUCUCCUCCCAUCUCCACCCAUCCCAUCCUAUAUCCUCUCAUCUCCACUCAUCCCGUCCUAUCUCCUCUCAUCUCCACCCAUCCCAUCCCAUCUCUCAUCUCCACCGAUCCCGUCCCAUCUCCACCCAUCUCCACCCAUCCCAUCCCAUCUCCUCCCAUCUCCACCCAUCCCUCCCAUCUCCUCUCAGCUCCACCCAUCCCGUCCUAUCUCCCCUCAUCUCCACCCAUCCCAUCCCAUCACCUCCCAUCUCCACCCAUCCCGUCCUAUCUCCUCCCAUCUCCACCCAUCCCAUCCCAUCUCCUCCCAUCUCCACCCAUCCCAUCCCAUCUCCUCCCAUCUCCACCCAUCCCAUCCUAUCUCCUCCCAUCUCCACCCAUCCCAUCCCAUCACCUCCCAUCUCCACUCAUCCCGUCCUAUCUCCUCUCAUCUUCACCCAUCCCAUCCCAUCUCCUCCCAUCUCCACCUAUCCCGUCCUAUCUCCUCUCAUCUCCACCCAUCCCGUCCUAUCUCCUCUCAUCUCCACCCAUCCCAUCCCAUCACCUCCCAUCUCCACCCAUCCCGUCCUAUCUCCUCGCAUCUCCACCCAUCCCAUCCCAUCCCCUCCCAUCUCCACCCAUCCCGUCCUAUCUCCUCUCAUCUCCACCCAUCCCGUCCAAUCUCCUCUCAUCUCCACCCAUCCCAUCCCAUCUCCUCCCAUCUCCACCCAUCCCAUCACAUCCCCUCCCAUCUCCACUUAACCCGUCCUAUCUCCUCUCAUCUCCACCCAUCCCAUCCUAUCUCCUCCCAUCUCCACCCACCCUGUCCUAUCUCCUCUCAUCCCCACCCAUCCCAUCCCAUCUCCUCUCAUCUCCACCCAUCCCGUCCUUUCUCCUCUCAUCUCCACCCAUCCCAUCCCAUGUCCUCCCAUCUCCACCCGUCCCAUCCCAUCUCCUCUCAUCUCCAACCAUCCCGUCCUAUCUCCUCCCAUCUCCACCCAUCCCGUCCUAUCUCCUCCCAUCUCCACCCAUCCCAUCCCAUCUCCUCCCAUAUCCACCCAUCCCAUCCUAUCUCCUCCCAUCUCCACUCAUCCCGUCCUAUCUCCUCUCAUCUUCACCCAUCCCAUCCUAUCUCCUCUCAUCUCCACACAUCCCAUCCCAUCUCCUUCCAUCUCAACCCAUCCCGUCCUAUCUCCUCUCAUCUCCACCCAUCCCGUCCUAUCUCCUCUCAUCUCCAUCCAUCCCGCCCUAUCUCCUCCCAUCUCCACCCAUCCCGUCCUAUCGCCUCCCAUCUCCACCCACCCCGUCCUAUCUCCUCACAUCUCCACCCAUCCCGUCCUAUCUCCUCUCAUCUCCACCCAUCCCAUCCCAUCUCCUCCCAUCUCCACCCAUCCCGUCCUAUCUCCUCUCAUCUCCACCCAUCCCGUCCAAUCUCCUCUCAUCUCCACCCAUCCCAUCCCAUCUCCUCCCAUCUCCACCCAUCCCAUCACAUCCCCUCCCAUCUCCACUUAACCCGUCCUAUCUCCUCUCAUCUCCUCCCAUCCCAUCCUAUCUCCUCCCAUCUCCACCCACCCUGUCCUAUCUCCUCUCAUCCCCACCCAUCCCAUCCCAUCUCCUCUCAUCUCCACCCAUCCCGUCCUUUCUCCUCUCAUCUCCACCCAUCCCAUCCCAUGUCCUCCCAUCUCCACCCGUCCCAUCCCAUCUCCUCUCAUCUCCAACCAUCCCGUCCUUUCUCCCAUCUCCACCCAUCCCGUCCUAUCUCCUCCCAUCUCCACUCAUCCUGUCCUAUCUCCUCUCAUCUCCACCCAUCCCGUCCUAUCUCCUCUCUUCUCCGCCCAUCCCAUCCCAUCUCCUCUCAUCUCCACCCAUCCCAUCCCAUCUCCUCCCAUCUCCAACCCUCCCAUCUCCUCCCAUCUCCACCCAUCCCGUCCUAUCUCCUCUCAUCUCAACCCAUCCCGUCCUAUCUCCUCUCAUCUCCACCCAUCCCAUCCCAUCUCCUCGCAUCUCCAACCCUCCCAUCUCCUCCCACCUCCACCCAUCCCGUCCUAUCUCCUCUCAUCUCCACCCAUCCCGUCCUAUCUCCUCUCAUCUCCGCCCAUCCCAUCCCAUCUCCUCUCAUCUCCACCCAUCCCGUCCUAUCUCCUCCCAUCUCCACCCAUCCCGUCCUAUCUCCUCUCAUCUCAACCCAUCCCGUCCUAUCUCCUCUCAUCUCCAGCCAUCCCAUCCCAUCUCCUCCCAUCUCCAACCCUCCCAUCUCCUCCCACCUCCACCCAUCCCGUCCUAUCUCCUCCCAUCUCCACCCAUCCCAUCCUAUCUCCUCUCAUCUCCACUCAUCCCGUCCUAUCUCCUCUCAUCUCCACCCAUCCCGUCCUAUCUCCUCUCAUCUCCACCCAUCCCAUCCCAUCUCUCAUCUCCACCCAUCCCGUCCCAUCUCCACCCAUCUCCACCCAUCCCAUCCCAUCUCCUCCCAUCUCCACCCAUCCCGUCCUAUCUCCUCUCAUCUUCACCCAUCCCGUCCCUUCUCCUCUCAUCUGCACCCAUCCAGUCCCAUCUCCUCUCAGCUCCACCCAUCCCGUCCUAUCUCCCCUCAUCUCCACCCAUCCCAUCCCAUCACCUCCCAUCUCCACCCAUCCCGUCCUAUCUCCUCCCAUCUCCACCCAUCCCAUCCCAUCUCCUCCCAUCUCCACCCAUCCCAUCCCAUCUCCUCCCAUCUCCACCCAUCCCAUCCUAUCUCCUCCCAUCUCCACCCAUCCCAUCCCAUCACCUCCCAUCUCCACUCAUCCCGUCCUAUCUCCUCUCAUCUUCACCCAUCCCGUCCCUUCUCCUCUCAUCUCCACCCAUCCAGUCCUAUCUCCUCUCAUCUCCACCCAUCCCGUCCUAUCUCCUCUCAUCUCCACCCAUCCCGUCCUAUCUCCUCUCAUCUCCAUCCAUCCCGCCCUAUCUCCUCCCAUCUCCACCCAUCCCGUCCUAUCUCCUCUCAUCUCCACCCAUCCCGUCCUAUCUCCUCUCAUCUCAACCCAUCCCAUCCCAUCACCUCCCAUCUCCACCCAUCCCGUCCUAUCUCCUCCCAUCUCCACCCAUCCCAUCCCAUCUCCUCCCAUCUCCACCCAUCCCAUCCCAUCUCCUCCCAUCUCCACCCAUCCCAUCCUAUCUCCUCCCAUCUCCACCCAUCCCAUCCCAUCACCUCCCAUCUCCACUCAUCCCGUCCUAUCUCCUCUCAUCUUCACCCAUCCCGUCCCUUCUCCUCUCAUCUCCACCCAUCCCGUCCUAUCUCCUCUCAUCUCCAUCCAUCCCGUCCUAUCGCCUCCCAUCUCCACCCACCCCGUCCUAUCUCCUCUCAUCUCAACCCAUCCCGUCCUAUCUCCUCUCAUCUCCACCCAUCCCAUCCCAUCUCCUCCCAUCUCCACCCAUCCCGUCCUAUCUCCUCUCAUCUCCACCCAUCCCGUCCUAUCUCCUCUCAUCUCCACCCAUCCCAUCCCAUCUCCUCCCAUCUCCACCCAUCCCAUCACAUCUCCUCCCAUCUCCACUUAACCCGUCCUAUCUCCUCUCAUCUCCACCCAUCCCUCCUAUCUCCUCUCAUCUCCACCCAUCACGUCCUAUCUCUUCUCAUCUCCACCCAUCCCAUCCCAUCUCCUCCCAUCUCCACCCAUCCCGUCCCAUCUCCUCUCAUCUCCACCCAUCCCGUCCUAUCUCCUCUCAUCUCCACCCAUCCCAUCCCAUCUCCUCUCAUCUCCACCCAUCCCAUCCCAUCUCCUCCCAUCUCCACCCAUCCCAUCCCAUCUCCUCUCAUCUCCACUCAUCCCGUCCUAUCUCCUCUCAUCUCCACCCAUCCCGUCCUAUCUCCUCUGUUGGACUUGGGGCGAUAGUUUCUGGCUAUUCGCUAGGUCCCCAAGAACACAGCGGAAACUCCAAACUGGAUCUGAGAAGUGUAGGAGAGCUGGGUGCUCUUCAGCUUUAGAGUUCAAACAGUGAAUUGCACUCCAAAAAGUGGUUACAGACGAAAAACAGAACAAGAACAUAUAAGCAUGCAGAAAUGUAAAGGGCGACUCGUGUAACGCGUCGCGUGCGUUUCAUCGAAUCUUGGUCGGAACCGAUUUCUGUAACCGACACUGUCGGUGACACCGACCCUGUGACAUUCCGCUGAAUACGACCUGAGUUUGGUUGGACAUUUCUGGCUGUACUGAACUCUCUCGACGUUCUCUCUUCCCUGGUUCCUCCGUCCAUCUGUUUUUUCUCCAUCUUCCAACCCUAAUCUUACCCGUACGUUCUACCGUCCCUUAUAUCUCAACCAACUUAGAUCUGUCUUAGUAUUCCACCAAAACUUCGCCUUAUGACCGACUUUUCGUGUGCAAACGUCGGUGCAGCGGUGAACCACUCUUACAUUCUCCCCUGUGGUUUGCCGCCUGCAAAUUUUAGAUCCACGAACCUUUUUUAACCCAGUCAACUUGCUUUGAAUCGCUCCAGCUGUCCGAAGUCUCCUGUUUUUAUCUUGAAAAUCCAUUUGACGCCGACUGCACGCCUCCCUUCAGGCAUUUGUGCAAGUUUCCACGUCCCUCUUUCAGCUAGAGUGUCUAACUCCUCUUGAAUGGCCGCUUUCCACGGCUCCUUUUGAGGGCCGGACAAUGCUUCCUCAAUUGUCAUGGGCUCAUGAGGUAGUUUGUACUUUUCCCUCAUCGUUUUGGAGACGAGCGCUGUUGUCGUGGUGGCGAGUUGCAGAUGCGUGUGGACAUCCUUGCAGCACGUCAAUAGAAGAAGUGCAUAUUUUGGAUUUGGCUUCUUAGUCCGCUUCCCUCUGCCCAACUCGUCCCCAAUGACCGAUGCUUCACUUGCGCUAUUGUCUGCUACCCCUUCUCCUUUCUCCACUGUCGUUUCCUCAUCCUCUUUUCCAAUCAGGAUUGCGCCAUCCUCUAGCAAUGCAUCAAUCUCUUCUGCCCCUUUGUCAUUGCGGCUGGUUUCAAACAGCUCCCAUGGAUCGCUGAUUCCUUUGUUGCUCACUUGGUACUUGUCAUUCUCUGCUUCAUUCCCUUGCUGUCCAGCGUCUUCCUUAGCUGCCUCCACUGUUAAUGGUGUAGAUUCAGGCUCCGCGUCAUUGUCUUUGAAGGUAGGUGUUGUCUCACGUGGCUCCCACUCCCAAUCCAUCAUCAUGUGAGGUUGGUCGUCGUUGUCCAGUUCAUUGUCUUCGCUGGCUGUGCCCAAUCCUUCAUUGUUGUUGUCGUCCAGCAGUUCUUCCACUCGUUGGGGUGUAACGGGCACUGUUUCUAUAGUUGCUGUCUUGUUUUGUCCCUUCCAGUCCAUAUGAUUGAGGUCCUCGUAGAAAACAGCGUCUCUGGUUGCCGUUACCACUCCCGUCCUUGCGUCUUUGAUUAUCCACCCUUUGCUCUCCGGGCAUAUGCCCAAGUGAACACCCCAGUGGGCCCUUGGCAGAAGCUUGUGUUCAACUCCUGCUGGUGGUUUGUACUGCGUCAUACAACCCCAUACUCGAAGAAAUUCCAGUUCGGAGAACUUUCAACAGUUUGCCACUUUGUCGUUCAGCUUCCGCCAACCAUUCGACGAAACUCGGGAACACUAAGCUGAUGUCAAUUGCUUCCACUGCUGCUGCCAUGGGGAAGAGCGGUUGCUGCAGCUCCUUUACUGGUAUCUGCUCCAACAUGGUGCAUAACUCCUCUCGCGCUCUCUUCCCUUCCUCAGAUUCAAGCUGGUAGGUAACUCUCUCUGCAGCCAUGUCCUUCUCCAGCAGCUUCAUUUCGUAGAGUCCAUGCUUCCGUGCGCCUUCUGCAACCAGUUUCCAGUCAGGGCUGAAAACCAAAAGUUUGCCGUUAUCGCUGUAGGUCUUGUAGCCGCUGCUGUCUAGUUGGGUCUGACUGAUUAAGUUGAGUGACAGCCUUUCCACGAGAAGAACGUUGUCCAUCUUCACCUCUCCAUAUGGGCUCUGUAAUAUCAGGUCUCCUUCGCCUUUUACUGAGAGCUUUCCUUCAUCUCCAAGUAGGACAUAUGGGACGCUUGAGUCGCGGUAGUUCAGCAACCAGUCCACCCGGUGCGUCAUGUGUUGUGUGCAGCCAGAAUCCAUAAACCAUGUUGUUUCCUUGCAAUCCUUUGCCAGCAUGCACAUCUUGGAGGCCCGGGCGAUAUUUGCCUUGUGGGUACCUCCCAAGAUGGCGUCUUCUUCAGCUUUUUAUGCCACAGUUGCUGUUGCUUGAGCAGGGGCUGCCAAGGCAGCUGUCUGCCUCUGCUGUUGCUGCUGCCCUCCCUUGUAAUUCUUGCCGGCAGGGUUGUAGUAGCAGUCGCAGGCCUUGUGUCCGUAUUUUCCGCAAUGGUUGCAGUUUCCGCUGAAUCCGCCUCUUGUUUUGUAUCCUUCUCCGCUUGUCCUUUCGCCGUAUUGCUGUCUGGCUGCUCCUCUGCCCUUGUAGUUUCUUCCCUUUGGGUUGUUGAAGUAGUCAAUUGCUUUGUGACCUUUCUUGCCACAGUGGUAGCAGGUCCCAACUCCUCUUAGUGCUGCUGCUGCAUUCAACAUUGCAGGUUUUUCGAGCUCCACAUCAGCUGCCAUUGCUUCCCUCCGUUUGAGGUCAGACCGAACCAGCUCCAGCGCUUGAAGAAUCUCAAGCAGCUUGGUCAUAUUUGCAGGUGUGUUGCAGGUGGAGGAACUCCUUCCUCUGUCUCCUCAUCAGGAUAGUAGAGUGGCCAGAGCUCCACCUCUCUCGCACGCCGGAUAAACUUGAGGCGCCAUGUCGAGCAGUUAACCCCACUGAAACGCUGUGCCUCACUUAGGCCAAUUGUUGGUUUGGCCACUAUGUGCCCUUGCGUUAGGGCAUCCAAGAGGGCUUGCACUUGAGUGCCUCCUGCACUCACAGAAGAGCCUGAACUUGCCUCACCAUGCUCGUUAGGCAUGAUGCAGGAAUUUAUCUAGCCCUCCUUGAGGACUUAGUGAAACGGGGCUCUGAUACCACCUGUUGGACUUGGGGCGAUAGUUUCUGGCUAUUCGCUAGGUCCCCAAGAACACAGCGGAAACUCCAAACUGGAUCUACAAAAGUGUAGGAGAGCUGGGUGCUCUUCAGCUUUAGAGUUCAAACAGUGAAUUGCACUCCAAAAAGUGGUUACAGACGAAAAACAGAACAAGAACAUAUAAGCAUGCAGAAAUGUAAAGGGCGACUCGUGUAACGCGUCGCGUGCGUUUCAUCGAAUCUUGGUCGGAACCGAUUUCUGUAACCGACACUGUCGGUGACACCGACCCUGUGACAUUCCGCCGAAUACGACCUGAGUUUGGUUGGACAUUUCUGGCUGUACUGAACUCUCUCGACGUUCUCUCUUCCCUGGUUCCUCCGUCCAUCUGUUUUUUCUCCAUCUUCCAACCCUAAUCUUACCCGUACGUUCUACCGUCCCUUAUAUCUCAACCAACUUAGAUCUGUCUUAGUAUUCCACCAAAACUUCGCCUUAUGACCGACUUUUCUCCUAUCUCCUCUCAGCUCCACCCAUCUCGUCCUAUCUCCCCUCAUCUCCACCCAUCCCAUCCCAUCUCCUCCCAUCUCCACCUAUCCCGUCCUAUCUCCUCUCAUCUCCACCCAUCCCGUCCUAUCUCCUCUCAUCUCCACCCAUCCCAUCCCAUCACCUCCCAUCUCCACCCAUCCCGUCCUAUCUCCUCCCAUCUCCACCCAUCCCAUCCCAUCUCCUCCCAUCUCCACCCAUCCCAUCCCAUCUCCUCCCAUCUCCACCCAUCCCAUCCUAUCUCCUCCCAUCUCCACUCAUCCCGUCCUAUCUCCUCUCAUCUUCACCCAUCCCGUCCCUUCUCCUCUCAUCUCCACCCAUCCAGUCCUAUCUCCUCUCAUCUCCACCCAUCCCGUCCUAUCUCCUCUCAUCUCCACCCAUCCCGUCCUAUCUCCUCUCAUCUCCACCCAUCCCGCCCUAUCUCCUCUCAUCUCCAUCCAUCCCGCCCUAUCUCCUCCCAUCUCCACCCAUCCCGUCCUAUCGCCUCCCAUCUCCACCCACCCCGUCCUAUCUCCUCUCAUCUCAACCCAUCCCGUCCUAUCUCCUCUCAUCUCCACCCAUCCCAUCCCAUCUCCUCCCAUCUCCACCCAUCCCGUCCUAUCUCCUCUCAUCUCCACCCAUCCCGUCCUAUCUCCUCUCAUCUCCACCCAUCCCAUCCCAUCUCCUCCCAUCUCCACCCAUCCCAUCACAUCUCCUCCCAUCUCCACUUAACCCGUCCUAUCUCCUCUCAUCUCCACCCAUCCCGUCCUAUCUCCUCUCAUCUCCACCCAUCCCAUCCCAUCUCCUCCCAUCUCCACCCAUCCCGUCCUAUCUCCUCCCAUCUCCACCCAUCCCGUCCUGUCUCCUCUCAUCUCCACCCAUCCCAUCCCAUCUCCUCCCAUCUCCACCCAUCCCGUCCCAUCUCCUCCCAUCUCCACCCAUCCCGUCCUAUCUCCUCUCAUCUCCACCCAUCCCAUC
This is a messenger RNA of Closterium sp. NIES-67, 9460 nucleotides long. Lineage: Eukaryota; Viridiplantae; Streptophyta; Zygnematophyceae; Desmidiales; Closteriaceae. The record is from the annotation of a GenBank genome assembly.